Metarhizium brunneum ARSEF 3297 is the source of this 795-nucleotide messenger RNA. RefSeq lists its product as uncharacterized. NCBI's taxonomy places the organism in Eukaryota, Fungi, Ascomycota, Sordariomycetes, Hypocreales, Clavicipitaceae. The record is from RefSeq and is a predicted model, not a curated record.
AUGUCCAAACGAACCGUCUUCACAACCGUCACCCCCCUCCCCUUGGGCCUCACCCGCGAUGCCGCAGUCGCCUUCCUCCAUGACCACCUCCAAAUGAUCGAUCUCAACCCGCUCAUCAAGGACCGGCACCGCAUUCCACCACCCCGCCACGCGCCCGACGAAGAACUCAGCUGUGUGUGGUACUCUCUCACCGACAAGGUGUCGUACCUACCCGGCGGUCUCGCCUCCAGCGACGUCACCUACACGGCCGCCUUUCACGACUUGCCGCGCGGCAUCCAGACGCACUGCUACGCGCCCAUGGGCGUCGAAACCCGCUCCAAGUGGUCCAUCGGGGGUUCCAUGCCCGGCGAGCCUCUGGAGCCCAUGGAGUUGGGGCUCGGCGCCCCCACGACGGGCUUGUACCUGAGGGAGGACGUGGACCUGCGGUGUAAUAUUUUCAUGGCCAGUUUUGUCAAGAAGACCAUCAAGAAGAGCCACUCUUCCCUGGUCGACCGCCUACAUCGUGUCGCCAAGGGCCAGACGAGCAGCGAGAGCUCGACGACGACGUUGCAGCAGCAGCAGCAGCAGCAGCCCCGGAAUGCGCAAACCACACUGCCGGGCUUCUCCUGGCAGCGUGAUAAUCGCUUCCACGGGCAUAGCAGGAAUGUGAGCACCCCGGCCUUGGCAAGCGGCACGAACCCGUUCAAUGAUCGGCCGUUGCCGCCCACGCCGCCGGCCGAGUUGUACGAUUCGAAGCCGCUGCCUUCAUAUGACCCUCUUGCGCAGCGCGAACCACAGGCCGCCGAGCUUCAAUAA